UAGAUAGACCCUCCCGUAACUUCAGCGGAAGUAUACCGUCCGAUGACUUCUGCGACUGGGCGAGAGGGGAGAAGUUUGGUAAUUUAGCUAAGUUUCACGUUGCUAUUAAGAGAAGUAGCGUUACCAAAGAAAAGGGAUUUAACGCAGUUUCGUGGGCACAAACCUAAUGUUUGAAAUACAUAGGAGUAUUAGUUUUUGGUUUACGACUUAGUUGUAAAUUAGAAUAUCUGUAUAAGUCAUUGAAGUUGAAUUACUCCAACCUGAGACGGAGCUCAGCCUUGCGCUGUGACUCUAUGUGGAUUUUACAGAAAAUAUGGGUCAAUUCCCCGGUAUCUCUACGGGCAAAGUUGUUUUCCUUCUAAUUUGCUACAUCCAGUUGUCAUUCGCGCUGCAGUGUGUGGAUUCCACCAAGCCAUGUGUGAACAACGCCACCUGCCACAGGUUCAGCAACGCCACCGGAUACUGCAGGUGUAACCCUGGCUACUUGGGUGAGUACUGCCAGCACAAGGACCCAUGCCACCCUGGCUUCUGCAAGAAUGGCGGUAACUGCACCGUUAGCGUGCACGGCGUGCCCGGGAGCCCCACAUGCUCGUGCCCGCUGGGCUUCGCCGGGCAGUUCUGCCAGACGCCCCAGAACACCACCUGCUACCCCAAGAACCCUUGCAAGAACCAGGGCACCUGCAGUCUGCUGGCACUGGACAAGUACAAGUGCCAAUGUGCCCACGGCUGGACAGGCCAUGACUGUGAGCAGGUGGACAGCUGUGUCUCCAACCCGUGUGCCAACGGUGGCGCCUGUGCGGUCCAGUCCAGCGGCGCGUACUCGUGCACGUGCCUGCCCGGCUGGGAGGGCUCACACUGCCAGAACGACACAGACGAGUGCCACGCCGCCGCUGCCUCCUCGACGCCGGUCUGCCUUAACAAAGGCCAGUGCAUCAACACGCUGGGCUCCUACCAGUGCAGCUGCCCACAGGGCUUCACCGGCCGCCACUGCGAGACCCCCUACCAGCCCUGCUCACCGUCACCGUGCCUCGCCGGGGGAACCUGCCGCUCACUUUUAGACAUCAGUUAUCAAUGCGUCUGCCUACCAGGAUUCAAUGGAACAAACUGUGAGAUCAACAUCGAUGACUGCCCCUCCCACGAAUGCCAGAACGGCGGAACCUGUAUGGAUGGAGUCAACACCUACAACUGCCAGUGUCCACCUGAAUGGACAGGUCAGUACUGCACGGACGACGUGGACGAGUGCCACCUGCAGCCCAAUACCUGCCAGAAUGGCGGCACGUGCAACAACGUGCCGGGCGGCUACAACUGCGUGUGCGUGAACGGCUGGAGCGGCCUGGACUGCUCGGAGAACAUCGACGACUGCGCCACGGCCGCCUGCAGCGAGGGCUCCACCUGCGUGGACCGCGUGGCCUCCUUCAUCUGCCAGUGCCCCUACGGGAAGACAGGCUUGCUGUGCCACAUAGCCGACGCCUGCAUGAGCAACCCCUGUCGGGGGGGCUCGCAGUGUGACACCAACCCCAUCAACGGCAUGUACAACUGCAACUGCCAGUCGGGAUACAGGGGCAGCACCUGCUACGAGGACAUCGAUGAGUGCAGCAUCGGUGCGAACCCUUGCGAGCACAACGGCCUGUGUAUGAACACAGAGGGCUCGUUCACCUGUAACUGCCUCCAGGGAUACAUGGGGCCGCGCUGCGAGCAGGACGUCAACGAGUGCCUGUCCAAUCCCUGCAAGAAUGAUGCCACCUGCCUGGACCAGAUUGGAAAAUACACCUGCAUCUGCAUGCCAGGCUUCGAGGGGGAACACUGUGAAUAUGACAUCGACGAGUGCAACAGCUCUCCUUGCCUGAACAGCGGAAAGUGCAAAGACGAAGUCAGCCGCUUUGUCUGUGAAUGUCCACAAGGCUUCACCGGUGAGACGUGUCAGGUUGACAUUGACGAGUGUGCCAGCACCCCCUGCCUCAAUGGUGCCAAGUGUUGGGACCGGCCCAACGGCUACGACUGUGAAUGUGCCGAAGGAUACUCUGGGCCUUUGUGCGCGGAAAACAUCGACGACUGCAACCCCAAGCCCUGCCACCACGGCAUCUGCAAAGACGGCAUCGCCAGCUACAGGUGCGAGUGUGACCCGGGCUACACGGGUGCCAUAUGCAACGUCCAAAUCCAGGAGUGCCACAGCAGCCCCUGCCAGAAUGGAGGCCGGUGUGUCGACUUGGUCAACCAGUACCAGUGCGUCUGCCCGACAGGCACCUCUGGUGACAACUGUGAAAACAACUACAACGACUGCGCCAGUAACCCCUGUGUGUAUGGAGAGUGUCAAGAUGGAAUUAACGAAUACUCGUGUAUCUGUGAUCCAGGUUACACAGGGAAGAAGUGCGAUGUGAACAUUGACGAGUGCAGCUCCAACCCUUGCCUCAGCGGGGGCACAUGCGAGGACAAGGUGAAUGGCUUCCAGUGCUUCUGCCCGCUUGGCACCCACGGUCCCCUGUGCCACUCCGGGGCGGACCACUGCGCCCCGCAGCCCUGCGUCCAUGGAGAGUGUGUGGAGCAACAGGACGGGUACAGAUGCGAGUGCAAACCUGGCUGGAUGGGGAAACACUGCGAACAGGACAAAGACGAGUGCCAGUCUAACCCCUGCCAGAACGGAGCCAUCUGCACCGACGGGCCAAACACCUACAACUGCAGAUGCAACCCUGGCUACACAGGUAUGAACUGCCAGAUCAACGUGGACGAGUGCGAAUCCAGUCCCUGCCUCAACCAGGGCAACUGCGUGGACUCUGUCAACGGCUACACCUGCGACUGCCCACUGCCCUACACAGGUGAACACUGUGAGACAGAGUUGGCUCCCUGUGAGUCGAUGCCCUGCCAGAGAGGGGGAGAGUGCCAGCCCUCCCUCGACUACACCUCCUACACCUGCCGAUGUCCCAAAGAAUGGCAAGGUCCCCAGUGCACAGAGGAUGUGGACGAGUGCCGUAAGAAUCCAUGUCAGAACCGCGGCCGCUGCCAGAACACUCCCGGCAACUACGUGUGCAAGUGCCAGCCUGGCUACGGUGGCCUCAACUGCCAGAAAAACAUUGACGAUUGCAGUCCCAAUCCCUGCCUGAAUGGAGGCACCUGCGUUGACAAAGUGGGACGCUACUCAUGCGAUUGCCUGUCCGGUUUUAUUGGUGACCGUUGCGAGGAGGAGGUGGACGAGUGUUCCAGCUCCCCGUGUCGUCAUGGCGGCAAGUGCAAGGACCACGUCGAUAGCUACGUGUGUGAGUGCCAGAUGGGCUUCCACGGCCAGAACUGUGAGCACAGCAUCCCACAGUGCUCUGAGAGCUCCUGCCUGAAUAACGGCACCUGUGUGGACGGGGUCAACUCCUACAAGUGCCACUGCCGGUCGGGCUUCAAUGGUCACUACUGCGAGAAGGAGAUCAACGAGUGCGAGAGCCUGCCCUGCAAAAAUGGCGGCACCUGCACCGACCGACUGGGCGAAUACCGCUGCACCUGCCCCGUGGAGUUCACCGGCACCAACUGCCAGUUCAUGGCCGAGCUGUGCGGCCAGAUCGUGUGCCAGCACGGCGGGAUGUGCUCCCAGACGGGGACGACGUGGCGCUGCAGCUGUUCUGAGGGCUGGUCGGGGGUCUACUGCGACGUGCCCAACAUCUCGUGCCAGGCCAUCGCUGCCCAGAGAGGAACCUCGGUGGAUAAGGUGUGCCAGCAUGCCGGGCGCUGCGAGGACACGGGCAAGACGCACCUCUGCCACUGCCAGGAGGGCUACAUCGGCAGCUACUGCGAGAAAGAGGUGGACGAGUGCCUGUCCAACCCCUGCCGCAAUGGCGCCACCUGCAGCGACUACCAGGGUGCUUACACGUGUGGGUGCAAAGAUGGCUUCCAGGGAGUGCACUGUGAGUACGAUGUGAACGAGUGCCAGUCACACCCCUGCCACAAUGGGGGCACCUGCCACAACCUGGUCAACCACUUCAUAUGCUCCUGCCCACCGGGCACACGAGGAACGCAGUGUGAGGAGAACCUGGACGACUGUGCCUCAGACAAAGGCCCGCGCUGCAAGAACAACGGCCAGUGUGUGGACGGCAUCGGGCGCUACACGUGCUCGUGCCCGCCGGGCUUCACCGGGGAGCACUGCGAAGGCGACAUCAACGAGUGCCUGUCCCGGCCGUGCCACGCGCCCGGGAGCCUCGACUGCGUGCAGCUGGCUAAUGACUACCAGUGCCGCUGCCGCCUGGGCUACACAGGUCGGCACUGUGAGUCUGUGGUGGACCUGUGUCAGUCCAAACCAUGCCACAACCACGGCGUGUGCUCUAUGAACAUGAGCUCUGGCCACGGCUACACCUGUGCCUGUCAACCAGGCUUCAGUGGCUUCAACUGUGGUGAAUUUGAGGGCUACAGCUGUGCCAACCUGCGUUGCCAGAAUGGCGGCACAUGCCAGGGGUCCGGCGGCAACCCCCAGUGCCACUGCCCGCCUGGCUUUGGUGGCGGACGCUGCGAGAUCGUCCAGAACUGCCCCUGCCACAACGGCGGUUUGUGCGUGCCUGACCCGCAGAACCGCCAUCAGGUGACCUGCCGCUGCCCGCCGCCCUUCCAGGGCAGGCACUGCGAGAGGCUGGCCAGCCUGCCCACCCCAUCAGCCAGGCCCUCCUGCCCCUACGUGCAGUGUGAGCAGACGGCCGGGGACGGCGUGUGCGACCCGCAGUGCAAGAACCAGGAGUGCUCAUGGGACGGAGGCGACUGCUCACUGCACUGGCCCAAGCCCUGGGAGAAUUGCACGGCGAACGUCCACUGCUGGGACCUCUUUGGCAACGAGCGCUGCGACCCUGAGUGCGACAACGCAGGCUGCCUCUUUGACAACUUUGAGUGCCAGGGCACCUCGCCCUCACCUAGCCCGUGCAAGUACGACAAAUACUGCGCGGACCACUACGCCAACGGCCACUGCAACCAGGGAUGCAAUACAGAGGCGUGCGGCUGGGAUGGGCUGGACUGCUCGGGCGACGUCCCGGCCAAGAUGGCGGACGGCGCGCUGGUGAUCGUGGUGCUACUGCAGCCCAACGAGCUCAAGCGCGACCUGAAGGGCUUCCUGCGCACGCUCAGCACCUUGCUCCGCACCAACAUACGUGUCAGGAUGGACGACCAGGAGAACCCCAUGAUCUUCCCCUACUACGGCGACGAUAAGGACGAUGGCGGCGGCGGGGAAGCCACCAUGAAGCGGCGGGGCAAGAGGGAGGUGAAGAAGGAUGCCAUCGGCUCUAAGGUGUACCUGGAGAUCGACAACCGCCAGUGCGCGCUGAACUCCAAAGAGUGCUUCUCCAGCACGGACCUGGCCGCGUCCUUCAUCGCAGCGGAGUACCUGAAGUCCGGCCUGCCAUACCCCAUCUACUCCGUCAGCAGUGAUCACACACCGUCGGCCCACCCGCCGCAGUGGCUGUACCUGUGCGCGGUGGCCGCGGCCAUCAUCCUGGUGAUCCUGGUGCUGGGCGUCCUGGCGGCCAAGAGGAAGCGCAAGCACGGCAUCCUGUGGCUCCCCGACGGCUUCCUGCCCAAGAACAACAGCAAGCGGCGCGAGCCCGUGGGCCAGGACGACUUCAGCCUCAAGAACAUGCAGAAACCACAGGAUGGAGUCCUGAUGGACCAGAGUCAGCGCUGGCCAGAGGAGGAGCAUCCACCCAAAAAGCCCAGGAUGACUGCUCCUCAGAUGGAGGACAAGCCCUUGUUGCCCAUGGACAACGCUGUGGACAGGCGAGAGUGGACGCUGCAGCACCGCAAGGCCGCGGACAUCACCCUCACACCCCCACAGGCCGACCUGGAUAUGGACCUGGGCCUGGACGUCAAUGUUAAAGGACCAGACGGCUUCACCCCUCUGAUGCUGGCAUCGUUACGCACCAGCGGUAUGGAAUGCAACAGCGUCCUGGACGAGGAGGAGGAGAGCGGCGCCGACGAAACCCUCGGCUCUAACGCCAUCAGCGACCUGAUCACUCAGGGCGCCACGCUCAUGGCGCAGACGGACCGCACCGGAGAGACAGCGCUGCACCUGGCUGCUCGAUAUGCCCGGGCCGAUGCCGCCAAGAGGCUGCUGGACGCCGGCGCCGACCCCAAUGCCCACGACAACAUGGGCCGCACACCGCUGCAUGCCGCUGUGGCAGCUGAUGCACAGGGAGUCUUCCAGAUCCUGAUCCGUAACCGUGCAACUGAGCUUGAUGCCCGCAUGAACGAUGGCACCACGCCCCUCAUCCUGGCAGCGCGCCUUGCCGUGGAGGGCAUGGUAGAGGAACUGGUGCACUGCCACGCUGACGUCAACGCCGUGGACGAUCAUGGCAAGUCUGCUCUGCACUGGGCAGCCGCAGUCAACAACGUGGAGGCUGUUCUGGUGUUGCUGAAGAAUGGAGCCAACCGAGACAUGCAGGACAACAAGGAGGAGACUCCUCUGUUCCUGGCGGCACGGGAGGGCAGCUUUGAGGCGGCCCAGGUGCUGCUGGACCACUACUCCAACCGCGACAUCACCGACCACCUGGACCGGCUACCGCGCGACACAGCCCAGGAGCGCAUGCACCACGACAUUGUGCGCCUGCUGGACCAGUACAACCUGGUGCACAGCCCCCACGCUGGCCCCGCUCACCUGGGCGGCGGUAACGGGGGAGGCCACUCCUCCAUGGUGUGCGGGGGCGCCGGCGGCUUCAUGGGCAUGCGGCCCGGCCCACAGGGCAAGAAGAACCGACGGGGAGCGGGCGCCAAGGUGGCUGGGGCUGGUGGAGGACCAGGGGGCGGACCCAAAGAGCUGAAAGACAUGAAGGCCAAGCGCAGGAAGAAGCCGGCAGGAGGGGAGGGGCCCGCUGGAGGGGCAUCUGUACCCGUAGGAGGAGGAGUCGGGGGUAACGCUGCCGCCGCCGCUGCCGCUGCCGCCGGCAAUGCCAAAGGCCCCGGUCUGUCGGAGAGCUCUGUGACCAUGUCGCCCGUGGACUCGUUGGAGUCGCCGCACUCGUACGCCGGAGACGCGGCCGCGGCGUCUGGAGCUGCCACGUCGCCGCCGAUGAUGAGCAGUCCCACGUCCCGUCAGCUGCUGCCCCCCGUCAGCCACAUGCUGCCCGGCCAGCAGCAGGGCUGGGUGGGCCUGGCCAAGCAAUGUGGCUACGGCGGGGGGCCCAUGUUCGGCACCAUGCCCCACCAGAUGGGCGCCUCGCACCACGGCCUGUCCCAGCACCACAGCCCGGGCAUGCUCACGCCCAUGAAUAUCACCAUGAGCCGCGAGCAGCUGCCGCCCAUCGUCACCUUCCAGAUGAUGCCGGGCGGAGGCCAGGCCCUGCUGAAGCAGCCCCAGAUGCAAGGGCAGAUGCAGGGCCAGGGUCAGAGCCACCCCCAGCAGGGCUCGGCCCGCCUGCACUGCACCCAGAUGUACCCGAUGCCUGACGCGGGGCUGUCGCACAACAUGGCCCACAACAUGUCCCACCCCCACUCGCACAACCACUCGAUGGCCAUGGGCAUGGUGGAGGGGCAGGGCCGCCAGCUGCCCCCGUACCAGCCGCUGCAGAGCCCCGUUGAUAAGUAUCCCACGCCGCCCUCGCAGCACAGCUACGCCACCACCGGCUCCGAGGGCACCACGCCCGGGCACCCUACGCAGCCCCCCAGCGAGCACCCCUACCUCACCCCGUCGCCCGAGUCCCCCGACCCCUGGUCCUCGUCCUCGCCCCACUCCAACUCGGACUGGUCGGAUGUCACCACCAGCCCCACGCCGCUGGGGAACGCGCACGCGCUGGUCCCAGCCUGCCACACACACAUUCCAGAGCAAGGGCAGCUGCAGCCGCCUGCGCAGCCGCAGACACCACAGGCCCAGCAGCCACAGCGCAGCAGCAUCUACGCCUGAGACUCCAGACUGCUCGCUGGUGGAAACUACAGUGUUUUCGAUCGUUUUUAUUAAAGAAAAAUUCCUUGUCUUAAUCUUAUAUCCACUAGUUACUGCCUUUCCCAUGUCUAUUUUUUUCAGUGCUUUUUUUUUUUGCUAUGCACUUCAGUAUUGGUAGUGUGUGUGUAUGUGUGUGUGUAUAUAUAGUUACUGAGUCUCUUUUAAUACUGCCUCAAUGUGCCCAAGUAAAACAUUUAAAAUGUAUUUAGUACACCAGGUAGGAUUACAAUGUGUCAUCAGUUCAGUCAGGUCCAACACAUACAGGCCUGCAGGACAGCAGAAACAAUCAUGGCAAAAAGGAGUGAAGAUUGAUAACGGCUGAAAACGACGGCUGGACGAAUUAGGCUUGGAAAUGUACACACCGUGACCACGAUCAGAAGGAGAUUGUGUCAUCUAAGGACAGUGAUAUAUCUGUGGCUGCCAAAACAAGGGACGCUUUCUACUGGCCUUGGCGGGCUGUAUUUUUAUUCUUUUUAAACUUGUGCUUUAUACAUUUUGAAGGAUAUUUGGUGAACAAAAGCUUUUCUUUCAUCUUCGUUUUUGUAACGUCUAAGUCAAAUGUGCUAGUGCUUAUUUGUGUACUCUGUCUUUGUUAAUUUAAUGAUUUUAUGUCUCUUUUUUUGUAUGAUGGGUCAACCUGCUUUUGGAGAGCUGUUAUCUUGAAGCUUAAACUGCCUUCUCAACAGAUAGAAUCUGUAUGGUGAUAUGUGGUUUGGUCAAGGGUGAAAUGAGAUUAAGCUCAAAAGAGCGUCCACGAGGAAGAGUGCACACAAAAACUGCAGCAUACAGGCACAGCUGUUGAAGGUGUGGUUCUAAGCUUAACUGUGGUGUAAAUAGGUUGAACUUCAUGUUUCCUGUAUUUUAUAUGUACACACACACACACACACACACGUAUAUAUGUGUUUGUGUGUGUGUGUGUGUGUGUGUGUGUGUUAUAUCACUCAAAAUGUUCUGGCAUCUCUGUUACUGUGUAUCUGUGUAGGCUGCAUGUUAGAAAAAUGGUCAUGGUCACCAGGACCUUAAUACGAGUCCUGAUGGAGAAAUGAGUAUCUUGUUUUGGCAGUGGUAAUGCAUCAUGGGAUUUGUUAUGGUGAAUUGCUUAGUUAUUUGAGAUUUUGCAAUUGGCUUCUGAGUAUUUUAACAAGGUGGUCGGGGAAAUAGCUUAAGAGAACUAAGUAGUGGCAAACAUGGUGCAGGUGUGAGUUGAGGGGUUUCUCUGGAGGCAGUGCUGAAAUGUAAGUCAUGACAACUGGAAGAAAUGGUAGCCAUCUUAGUAUUGUCCCACAAGAGAGUCUAUGCCAAAGGCACCGUGCCUUCUUACGAACACCAUUAUUGUAAUUACUGUUACUGUUCAUGUAUACUAUCUCUUUAUUUUCUUAAUUUCUGAAAUCGUGGUUGUUCUCCCAAAUCAUUAAGUCUUCUCUCUGUUCAUCCACUAUAGUGUGCACCUAUUUUACACACUUUCGAUUUUUUUUGAAGAUAUUGUUCUUAAAGAUUUAGUUGUACUACGGGGAGUUCUACACUCUUCGUGGUGUAUCCUUUUCGGAGUUUGUCCUUGUUACACUGUACAAUCAGUUUUUCUUCUUUGCACAGCACAGCACACCAGCAACCUGUAGACCAAAUGGGCAUAACAACCAAAAUCCUGUCAAUACAAACCCAGAAAAAGUGAUUGUAGUUGCUACAAGUAUUUUGUGUUUUCUCUUGUGGGUCAACGUUGAUUUGAAUGAACUGUGUAAUGUUCUGUGUUUUUUUUUUUUUUUUUUUUUACAAACGAGAGGGUCAGUGUUAAUAUUUCUACCCAAAGCUAACACACAAACACAUAUUUGUCAAGGCAGACUCAUCACCAUAGAGUAAAUGCAUACAUACGGUACACAGGGAACAGUCUUAACUCUGCCUGCCCCGCUUAGGAGAGGACAGCAGAGCAAAACAAUGGGUAAAAAAAAGAUAGCAUUACAUUUUUAGUCUUAUCGUUUAUACAUGGCAUAUUUCUGCCACAGUUUGCUUUCAGUAGGUCAAAUCAUAUAGCUUGAAAGGCAUGUGUGUAAACGAAACUCAACUAACGCCUACACAUCCUCUCUAUGGCACUUAUGCUUGGUUGCUUUAAUGGUGUCAAAAUGUGCUGACUUUUAUCUCUGUGUGCCUUUAGGACUCCUGGUCCUCCAAUCCCAAUCCCCAGCAGGGCUCAAAGAGCAUGGUGUUUUCACUUAAAUAUUAUGCAAGGCUUUUGUUUUUUUCAUGCUGUAAAUAAACUUUUUAAAGAUGUUCAGUGAACCUUGUACCUGUUAACCAAAUAUAUUCGGUAUAUAUAUAAAGCUAUAUAAAUGUGUAUGUCUUAUAUGAAGUAGAUCUCUCUCGUUUGUUCAACAGUCUAUGAACCUUGUGAAUGAUGAACAAGUCCAAAGUAACCAAGCAAGGAAAUGAUUCGUUUAUGUCUGAAUCAACCAAUAAAGUUGUUAGGAUCUA
Clupea harengus (Atlantic herring) is the source of this 10351-nucleotide messenger RNA. It is a transcript of the gene notch2, whose product is annotated as notch receptor 2. Gene Ontology annotation, cellular component: signaling receptor complex; plasma membrane; cell surface. Lineage: Eukaryota; Metazoa; Chordata; Actinopteri; Clupeiformes; Clupeidae. Gene Ontology annotation, molecular function: protein binding; signaling receptor activity; calcium ion binding. The record is from RefSeq and is a predicted model, not a curated record. Gene Ontology annotation, biological process: cell differentiation; axon guidance; multicellular organism development.